ACCUUGGGGCUUUAUUUAGAACCAAUAUUAGUGGUAGCAAAGUCCCCUUAAAACCCUCUAAAGAAUACACAAUUUUUUCAAGUGUUAGUUCCGAUGAGAAGAAUAAAGAAUAUGAAACCGAAAACCUUAUUGCACCUGAACGAAUACUGUUUGUGGCAGAUAUUCCUGCAGAUCAAGAGGAACUGCGAGAGGAACCAGGACCCGACGAGCGGAUUUAACAUUGUGAAGUAUUUGGAUCUCAUAAAUUUCAUUAGCUGUAGCGAUGUCUUCAAAAUGUACAUAUGGCAGUGGGAUCGGGAUCUUCUCCAGAAACUGGGCAUUGUGUUUGAGAUCUUGGGUGAUGGCCGCAUCAUGACCAUCGACUUGGAGCAGGUAUACGAACUAUGGCAAAGUGAGUCCCCAGGGCAAAAGGAAAUAUUUUGGCAACUAUGUGUAAGUGCGAUCCGGGAGAACAAGGAACUGGAAACCAUCAGGGUGGUGUACCAACCAACUCGAUACUAUGGCGAGCAUCUGGAAUGUUUCGAAGCCCUCAUGAAUGCCAUCGGCCAGAAGAAGGGUCUUCGCAGACUGGACAUUGUUCUCAAUGGAUACUGCUUUCAGAACUUGCCAAGAGCCAAGGAAUUAGAAAUAGUCACGGUGAACGCUGGAAUGGAUGCCGCAGACUUGGUGGAACUCUGUCGAUGCAAUCAGAGCCUACGUUUUCUCAGUUUCACCGGUCCAGCGUUAUAUGGCCGGUUCUCGGACAUUGUGCCGUACUGCAACCAACUCAGAAAUGUGGACUUGACCAUGAAGACCGAUGCAGAUGCAUCUGAGUAUGCCACUCUGGCGAAGUUGCCUCAACUUAUGAGUCUGAUAUUAAGGGGAUACCAUCGACGGGGAACUCUGGCCAAACUGUUUCAAGAUCUCGCUGGGAAGUGCCUUGUACAACUAGUUGUGAGGGACACUUUGAUACAUGAGGAAGAAACCCAACCGAUGGCCAGGAUACACAGUUUAAGGACAACGCAAAGCGGAUUUUACGAUGCACAGGCUAUUGCCCCCUUGGCCCGUCAAAGGAACCUCCAAUAUGUCGCCAUAUAUGUUCAGCCUGAUCAAUAUCUCGAGACGGAUAGGUUGGUGGACUUGUUGAGGAACGGCACCAAAGUGCGUUUUAUAAAGGAGCAUUGGCGGUUGCUAGUAAAAUACGAAGAGCGGUGGGGAAAACUGGAAUUGUCACUUGAGCGAUACUGGGCUCUCAAGGAAAGCUAUUGGAAGCUUAUCUAUCAUAUAACUCCAAUUAUCCGUCUACUAAAUGUCGUUUACUUGACCAUUUCAGGGGAAUUUACUGCCGACAUGUUACAUAUUUUAUGUCAUAGCUUGGCAAAGAAAAAGUUACAGGUUCUGAAGACCCUAGAAAUUAAAAUGUGCUCUAAGUUUAGCGAAAAACAUGGAAUUUCUGUUGCCUCCAUUCCAUCUUUAGCAACAUUUGUUUGUGACACUGAAGCUUUAGGCGGAAAAAUAAACUUUAUGAGAAAACAGAGACCAUUUUCUCUAUAAUUUUUUUAAUUUUAAAUAUAGACAAAAAUAGAUUAAUUUAGAACACACAAGACAAUAUUCUAUUAUACCGGAAUACCUUUAGUAAGUAGCUUCGGCCCUACCAGACAUGAGUUGGCGAAAUUGCAUCAAAUCAACCGAGUCUGGUCCUUCCUGGUUUAAUUAAUGAGAGUGACUUGUGCUACUGCCCAUGGCACACUGUUUCACAGUCCGAAAUCAAAGUUACAAACACCAGUUGUGGUAAGAAAUAUAAAAUGUUCCUUUAAAAUAUAAGUAAAGCAAAAAAAAAAACAAAAAAAAAAUGUUUUUAAUUAAGUAUAUUUAUUCCAAAGAGUGCACCGAAGUUAAAAUUAUAUUUUA
Messenger RNA from Drosophila biarmipes, 1890 nucleotides. RefSeq lists its product as uncharacterized. The transcript has 2 exons. The coding region runs from base 94 to 1533 and encodes 479 amino acids. The record is from RefSeq and is a predicted model, not a curated record. NCBI's taxonomy places the organism in Eukaryota, Metazoa, Arthropoda, Insecta, Diptera, Drosophilidae.